UUCUCCGUCUUCCAUACUUUCUUCUCGCAUUCACUUUCGAUAGUACUGUGGAAUCUUGUAUUGCUCAGCUCAAUCAGAUGAUCAAAGAUUUAGAAGAUCAGGGAUAUAAGCCUUCAAAUAAGUUUAAAUCAGAUGGCAGAGGCUGCAGUGGGCUUAGUUAUAGACAAGUUGAUCCCAUUGCUGACUGAAGAAGCAUACUUGUUGAGAGGUGUCCACCAAGAAGUUGAGGAAAUAAAAUGUGAUCUAGACUACAUUCUGGCUUUCCUCAACGAUGCGGAUACCAGAGCAGAAUCUGAUCAAAGGACAAACAAUAGCCAUGGAGUUAAAAUUUGGGUGCAAAAACUUAGGAAAGCGGCAUUUGAACUGGAAGAUGUUAUUGAUGAAUAUACGCAUCUCAUGGCACAACAGCAACGUCCCCACAAGCAUAGAUUUAUUGGCUUCCUCCGUAGAAAUGCUUUCUUACUCGUAAAAUUAAAAUCGCGUCAUGACAUAGCUUUAAAAAUACAAGAUAUCAAAAGACGGGUCCGUGAUAUAAAUCAAAAAAGUGCAGUGUAUGGCUUUAAUUCCCUACCACAAGGAGCUAUAGAUACUCCUCCAGGUAAAAGCUGGAGUGAUCCUCGAAAGGAUUCCUGUUUCCUCAAGGAAACUGAAGUAGUGGGCAUUGAAUCUGCUAGAGCUGAGUUGAUAGAAAGUUUAGAAGGGGAAUCUUGCCAGCGCAGUGUGAUUGCGGUGGUAGGGAUGGGGGGAGUUGGAAAGACUACCUUGGUCCAUCAAGUUUAUGAACAUGUGAAUGGAUGCUUCGACUGUCAUGCUUGGAUUGAAGUGUCUCAAUCAUACAAUAAGGUAGAGCUACUUCGGAGCUUAAUAAGCAAAAUCUGCCAGGCAAGAGGAGAGUUUGCGCCUGAGGGAAUUGAUGCAAUGAAUGAGCGCGCUGUGACAACGGAGUUAAGCAAUUACUUGCAAGGAAAGAGCUAUGUGGUCGUAUUCGAUGAUGUUUGGAACAUUAAUUUUUGGGCUGAUAUAAAAAAUGCUUUACCUGACAAUAAUAGAUGUGGAAGGAUAGUUAUCACAACAAGAGAUGUGGAAGUUGCAAAUUUUUGUAGAACUACAUCAUUUGUUUAUAUCCGUCAUCUAAAACCCUUGCCCCCAGAGAAAGCUUGGGAGCUCUUUUGCAACAGAGCUUUUCAUUCUGAAUGUGAGAAGGAUUGUCCAACCUACUUGAAAGAGUUGUCUUGGAAGAUUGUUGAGAGAUGUGAAGGAUUACCACUUGCAAUUGUGGUCAUAGCUGGCCUUUUGUCCACCAAAAACAAGAGUGUUGAACAAUGGAAAAAGUUACAUGAUAGUCUCAGUUCAGAGUUAGACAGCAAUGAACAUUUGACGAGUAUUACAAGAAUUCUAUCUUUCAGCUACAAUGAUUUGCCUUACUACCUUAAAUCUUGCUUCUUAUAUUUUGGUAUUUUCCCAGAAGAAUACUCUAUCAAACCUGGAAGAUUAACUCGACAAUGGGUUGCUGAAGGCUUUGUGAGACCCAAGAAGGAUAAAUCAUUAGAAAUAGUUGCAGAAGAGUACUUGGUUGAGCUAAUAAAUAGAAAUCUGGUUCAAGUGCCAAGGACCAAACUGGACGGAAAAGCCAAAAGUUGUCGCAUACAUGAUCUUUUACGUGAGAUCAUCCUCAAAAAGAUGGAAGAUUUGGGUUUUUGUCAAGUUUUGUCACAAAGUUAUUUAACUUUGAAAAGGACAUCUCAGCGCUUAUCGAUCAUCCACAGCUCUUUUAAUGUUCUUUCGAGGAAUCUCAAACUUUCUCAUGUGCGUUCUAUUUUUACCUUUAAUGAAGACAAUAUCCCCCGUCCUAUUGUAAGUACAGUCAUCAACAAUUUCAAGCUUCUAAAAGUACUUGAUUUUGAAGGUGCUCCAUGUCUAGAUUAUCUACCCAAAGAUAUUGGAAAUUUAUUUCACUUGAGAUAUUUAAGUGUGCGACGGACAAGAGUACAGUUGCUCCCAAAAUCAAUUGGAAAGUUGGAAAAUUUAGAGACUUUAGAUCUAAAGCAAUCACAGGUAUCUGAGCUGCCAGUUGAAGUAAAUAAGCUUCAUAAGUUGCGACAUCUUUUAGCGUACCACAUUGAAUACAAGAUGGACUCUAUUGUCAGGGUACAAAGAGGAGUAAAAGUAGAGAAGGGAAUUGGGUGGUUAAAAGCCUUGCAGAAGUUAUACUUUGUUGAGGCCAACAUUGAGGGAUUUGACUUAUUCAAAGAGCUUUGCAAGUUGACAGAGUUGAGGAAGUUAGGCAUCAAAAAGUUGAGAAGUGAAGACAGUAGGACCCUAUGUGAUUGUAUUGGGAAAAUGGAACACCUUGAGUCCCUUAGCAUAGCUUCAAUAAGUGAAGAUGAGACCAUCAAUAUGGAAUCGAUGUCCUCGCCCCCUCAGUUUCUUCGCCAUCUCAACUUAGACGGCCAUCUAAGGAAGUUUCCAGAAUGGAUCGCAAAACUUCAAAAUCUAGUCAGAAUACGAUUUGGUUGGUCAAAGUUGGAAGAUGAUCCACUGAAAGGGCUCCAAAAUCUGCACAACCUUUUGGAACUUGGGAUUUAUUAUGAUGCAUAUUGUGGUAAGCAACUUCACUUUGAGGGAGGAACGUUUCAAAAACUUAAGGUGUUCUACCUCAGCGAUUUGAGUAUGUUGGAUUCUAUAGUAAUAGAGGAAGAAGCAUUGUGUGAUCUUGAAAGGUUUCUCAUCGGUUCUUGCCCACAACUUGUGGAGGUGCCCUGUGGACUUCAGCAUUUAAGAAACCUUAAAGUUCUUGGAUUUAUUGAAAUGCCCACAAAGUUCUUGAUGUUCCAAGAUUUUCAAAGCCUUCACGCUGUCCCAAAAGUUCGAUUUGCUCACAAAGUUAAUGGAGAAUAUACAGCUUUUGGCUUGGAAUCACUUAUGAUGAUCCAAGAAAUAAUGAGAAGGCAUAAUGAAGUAGAAUGGGACUCCUGGCAUUUUGAAGGACUCUUGAGCAAAGUGCUUGAGAAAGUAGAAGUCACAGGUGCUCUGAAUCGGAAUUGGUGAUUAUUUGGUGACGAUCUUCCUGAUGCCAACAAUGUACAGUUAAUAGCAUAAUUUGUUGUUUAUUAUGUUAGUCGCUUGCUAUAUGUUGUACUGUUUUCAACUGGUAUAGUACUAUGUCAACCAGGAAAAAAAAACAAAUGUAUAGACAUAUCAUAACAUAUAUAAAAUAUGUAGAAAUAUGUAUACAUAUUGAAUUGAGGGUGAAGAUUUGAACUUUACAACGUAAGGUAAAGUCACUUGUGCAA
Messenger RNA from Morus notabilis, 3293 nucleotides. Its product is annotated as disease resistance protein RPM1. The coding region runs from base 133 to 3048 and encodes 971 amino acids. Gene Ontology annotation, molecular function: ADP binding. Gene Ontology annotation, biological process: defense response to other organism. The transcript has 4 exons. The record is from RefSeq and is a predicted model, not a curated record. NCBI's taxonomy places the organism in Eukaryota, Viridiplantae, Streptophyta, Magnoliopsida, Rosales, Moraceae.